AUGGCCGGAGAGGGGCGCGCGGGCCUGACGCGCAGCUACUCGGAGCACGCGAACCUCGUGCUGCAGCACUUUCAGCAGCACCGGCGCCACCGCGAGCCAGCCCGGCACACCCGCUCGGGGCCGGAUUUCCGCGCGGCCGAGGCCCGCAACGACGAGGCCGACGACGAGGACGACGAGCGCGGGGGGAGCUCCUGGCGGGUAUCGGGGUCCAGCGCCGAGGGCCCGUUCCGGCAGCGGGCCUUGGAGAUCGGCGCCGGGGACUCGAGCGCUCUCGGCUCUGAUCUGUCCAGGUUGAGCCUCACGGAGCGCAGCUCGGGCUGCCCCGACUCGACGCACUCGUUCAACGAGUUCCGCAGCGACGACGAGGAGUGCGAGCCCUUCAGCUUCGUCGACGACGACGACAACGAGAACUUCCGGCUGAUCGGCAGCGACACCGAGCCCCCAGAUCCAAGGUACGCGCUGUGGCUUAUAUUCUCAAACACACAAAUGAAUAACGGAGCUACCAGGAGGAGGUACGAGCAGGAGGUGGUGCUGGCGAGUCCGCUCAGCGGGGAGGAGGAUGAGUUUGAGGUAGAGAGCGAGGCCUCCGUGCAGCGGAGCACCGAGGGCGGUGGAGGCGGGCGCAGGAGGAUAAACGGGAGACAGCUGGAUCGGAACAUCUCGUACGAAAAUUGGGCGCAAAAGAAGCAGUUGGAGCUCCAGAGGCGGAAGGACGAGGCGCGCCGAGCGGAGGAGAAGCGGCGUAGGGCGGAGGAGCAGGAGAGGCGCGAGCGCGAGGAGAAGGAGCGCAGGGAGGUGGAGUGCAUCGUCGACUGGAGGCGGAGAAAGGAGAGGGAGAAAAUGGUGAAGAGGGCGCUGCUCGAGAAGGAGCUCGAGCUGCAGAAGAAGAUCAACGAGAUCGAGGAGACGACCAGGGCCGCCAAGGAUGUAUGCCUGAAAAAGUGGUACAAGAGAAAGGAUGAGAUGAUCAAGGCUAUGGAGAGAGAAGAGUUUACCAAGAGAAAGAAGGCGGAGGAAGAGAAGCUGAGCAGGCUGCAGAUGAGUCUCAAGGCUUACGAGGAGUGGCGCGAAAAGGCCAAAAACACCCCGAGACCCGCGACACAGGGGCUUUUACCCCAUCAGAAGGCCAAGCCGGCAUUCACGAAUCCCAACCCGUGGCUCCCGCUUGUGGACAACGCGAGCGAGGAUUCGGACACCGGUGGUGGUGCCGAUGCGCUAUCAAAGACAAAAGCUCAGAGCUCGCUGGCCGGUAGGAGGAGCAAAAGGUCCGUCGUGAAAUAA
Copidosoma floridanum is the source of this 1281-nucleotide messenger RNA. RefSeq lists its product as uncharacterized. The record is from RefSeq and is a predicted model, not a curated record. NCBI's taxonomy places the organism in Eukaryota, Metazoa, Arthropoda, Insecta, Hymenoptera, Encyrtidae.